Paramuricea clavata is the source of this 6686-nucleotide messenger RNA. The record is from the annotation of a GenBank genome assembly. NCBI's taxonomy places the organism in Eukaryota, Metazoa, Cnidaria, Anthozoa, Malacalcyonacea, Plexauridae.
UGGUGAUGGAAUUUUGUGUGAUGGUAAGAACGGAAUUAGAAUAGUAAUUAUUACAGCAGUCUUAAUACCUAGAAACCAGAUAUCAAUAAUUCAAAACUUCAUAUAUACACAAUUUGUUUUAGAUGUGAAUGAAUGUGAAACAGAAUCACCAUGUAACACCAGUGCAACAUGCAACAACACAGAAGGAUCUUAUACAUGUACUUGUGAUGACGGAUACAGUGGUGAUGGAAUUUUGUGUGAUGGUAAGAACGGAAUUAGGAUAGUAAUUAUUAUAGCAAUCUUAAUACCUAGAAACCAGAUAUCAAUAAUUCAAAACUUCAUAUAUACACAAUUUGUUUUAGAUGUGAAUGAAUGUGAAACAGAAUCACCAUGUAACACCAGUGCAACAUGUAACAACACAGAAGGAUCUUAUAUAUGUACUUGUAAUGACGGAUACAGUGGUGAUGGAAUUUUGUGUGAUGGUAAGAACGGAAUUAGAAUAGUAAUUAUUACAGCAGUCUUAAUACCUAGAAACCAGAUAUCAAUAAUUCAAAACUUCAUAUAUACAAAAUUUGUUUUAGAUGUGAAUGAAUGUGAAACAGAAUCACCAUGUAACACCAGUGCAACAUGCAACAACACAGAAGGAUCUUAUACAUGUACUUGUGAUGACGGAUACAGUGGUGAUGGAAUUUUGUGUGAUGGUAAGAACGGAAUUAGAAUAGUAAUUAUUAUAGUAAUCAUAAUACCUAGAAACCAGAUAUCAAUAAUUCAAAACUUCAUAUAUACAAAAUUUGUUUUAGAUGUGAAUGAAUGUGAAACAGAAUCACCAUGUAACACCAGUGCAACAUGUAACAACACAGAAGGAUCUUAUAUAUGUACUUGUCAUGACGGAUACAGUGGUGAUGGCAUUUUGUGUGAUGGUAAGAACGGAAUCAGAUGGUAAUUAUUAUAGCAAUCUUAAUACCUAGAAACCAGAUAUCAAUAAUUCAAAACUUCAUAUAUACAACAUUUGUUUUAGAUGUGAAUGAAUGUGAAACAGAAUCACCAUGUAACACCAGUGCAACAUGUAACAACACAGAAGGAUCUUAUAUAUGUACUUGUAAUGACGGAUACAGUGGUGAUGGGAUUUUGUGUGAUGGUAAGAACGGAAUUAGAAUAGUAAUUAUUAUAGUAAUCAUAAUAACUAGAAACCAGAUAUCAAUAAUUCAAAAGUGCAUACAAUAGAUUUUCAUGUGAUGGUUCGAAAAGAAUUGAAAUAGUAGUUAUGAUAACUGUCAGGAUAGCUAGAAACCAGAAAUAGAUAAUUCAAUUCAUUUCAUUUAAAUUUCUGUUAUGCGUGAAUGAGAAUCACAUUGUCAUGCUAAUGCAAAAUGUAAUAACGUGCAAGGAUCUUAUAUUUGCACGUGUGAUUCUAGGUUCAGUGGUGACGGCGUCAGUUGUAAUGGUAUACUUUCAUGACGCAUAAAAAGAACUAGUGUGCCGCGUCGUACAGUAUGUUAGUGGGAAGUAUUGUAGGAAAUUUAUAUGGAAACAAUUUUAAAAAAAGGUCUGUUCCUAUUUUAUCAUUUCCAGAUGUUAAUGAUUGCCUACCCGAAUCGCCAUGUGAUGUGAAUGCAACAUGUAAUAACACAGAAGGAUCUUACAUCUGUACAUGUGAUUCUGGAUAUAGUGGUGAUGGAUUUUCCUGUGGCGGUACGCGAUAUAAUUUGUUAAAUAUUGUAUGACUACGUAUUCAUUUAGCAAUAGUUGUUACAGGAAUUUACACCUUUGUUUUUCAUCUGCACUCUAUUUAUAGAAGUAGACGAAUGUUCACCUGUUUCCCCCUGUGAUGGUAACGCAACGUGCAAUAAUACAGAAGGAUCUUACACUUGUACAUGUGAUUCUGGAUACAGUGGUGAUGGAUUUUCGUGUGAUGGUACGCGAUGUAAUUUAUUAGUGUUGUAUGAUUGCGUAAUCUAUUAGAAAUAAUUGUUUCAGGAAUUUACAUCUUGGUUUUCCAUCUGCACUCUAUCUAUAGAAGUAGACGAAUGUUCACCUGUUUCCCCCUGUGAUGGUAAUGCAACAUGCAAUAAUAAAGAUUAAAUAAUCAUCAGAUAAAAAGUAAAAUAAUAAUUCAGUAAACUAGAUUUACUGCUAUGUAAUUGUCCUGAGACUAUUGAGAAAGUAACCACAACACCAGCUGACGAAUGCGGUUUUCCAUCAGAUCAUUAUACCAUAGAUUUUAUAAUCAGACUUAAAUUUUAACGCACUAAGCCUGUUAAAGGCCAAGUCUUCAAUUAUUACCAGGCAGAUUUCGAAAGCUUGCGCCGCGCCUUCUCCCGCAUCCCGUAUGAAAAUAUUUACUCCUUUGAUAACGUUGAUGAUCGUUGAUCUUGCUGGAAAACAUUAUUUAUAACUGCAGUGCGUGAACAUUUUCCUACCAAAUUUAUUAAAGGUAUUAACACUCCGCCUUGGAUAGAUCAGGAAGUCCGCCAUCUACUACGUUAGAUAGUUGUCCAACAGAUCAAAAUAUGAAAUGAAUAUUCAUAAUCAAUUUUUUUUGUAUGGUAUGGUAACAGUUUAGUAUGGUGGCCGCGAGCUGCCAGUUGAAGUUUCCCAAAUACUUUGUAAAUUUUGUUUCUUCUUCAAUUUAUUUUUUUGUUUCUAAAAAAUAAAUUAAAUUAAAAAACAACUGCUGUGACCAAAAAUUGCUACUUGCCCUAUCGCUGCUAACUAAUUUUCAGGCCAUCUAAAGAAAACGCGCCCCAUUCACAAAUAUGGCGGACCGCGGGAGUUGGAAAGAAGAUAUUCAAAACCUGAAUCCGGGGCGAAAGUCUUGAAAAUGGCCCCGCCAUAAAACGGCAGUGUCGACAUAGUUCUAACUUCCGAAAAGGAAAAGCGAUAGCCUUUUAUGGGUGGUCAUUGGAUACUUUUAGGGUGGUCAUUGGAAGGAAAAGUUUGUCUAAGUAAUUUUACAAGAAAUGACCAUGCACCACCCCAGGUAAAUUGCGAAUUAUGCAUAAAAUAACUAAUACACAGCAAAAAAUCAAUUUCUUAAGAAAAAUUAUUUUCUUAAUUUAAGAAAAUAUUUUCUUAAAAUGAGAAACUUAUUUCUUAAGAAAACUUCUUUUCUUAAAUUAAGAAAAUGUUUUCUCAAAAUGAGAAAAUCAUUUCUUAAGAAAAAAAUUAUUCUUAAUUUAAGAAAACUGUUUUCCUAAAAUGAGAAAAUUAUUUCUCAAGAAAAAUUACUUCUUGAUUUAAGAUAACUGUUCUCUUAAAAUGAGAAAAUUAUUUCUUAAAAAAUAUUGGUAGAAAUCAAAUUUUCUUAUUUCCUAAAAAAAUUAUCAUGGGUGAAAAACUAUGCUUAAUUUAGUAUAAUUAUUGUUGAUUUCGUAAGGAUUGUCAUUAAUUGUUUUCCUUAAAUUUAAUACAUUUCAUUUCACUUACCCCUUACGAAAACACGAUUUCAGCCAAUCGUUUCAGUCGUGUUUGCUUUUUAUCGCCGAAUCAGGCAAGUAUCAUCCAGUUGUUGUACAUUUUACAUACUCAUAAAUUGCGGAAUAAGAUUGCAAAGAAGUUUUCAUCAAGUUUGGAAACAGUGCAGUGUGUUUUAUCUUCGAAAUUGUGCCCUUCGAUAUAUGUUUUGUGAAAUAUGGCGCCAUUGCAAUGGCUCGCAAUUUCUCUGGCCGAUAAAUGCCACUUCUUUGCCUUCCUAUGUAUUUAGGUUACAGUAUCCAAGAGUACUUCUGUGUAGAAUAGUCCCAAUCGAAAAAUUGGAAACAUUAGUUGCAUUUAAAAGGAUAAAACCUCCCAUAACAGUUGUUCAGUAACAAUCCAAAAGAAAUAAUUUAAAAGCCACGCGCGAGUUCGCAAAAACUCGUCGUGGGCUACAUGACAGAGAGGGGUUAAUAUUUUCACGAAACGUUUGUUCGCCACCACAGCAACCUAACUAAAUACACUAUAUUAUUUUAUGGUAUUUUUAUGAUUGAUGAUAAAAAUUCGCAAAUAUUUAUUGUUUUUAUCAUCAAUCAUAAAAAUACAAUAAAUAUAGUGUAUUUAGUUAGGUUGCUGUGGUGGCGAACAAACAUUUCGUGAAAAUAUUGACACACCCCUGUCAUGUAGGCCACCAGGAGUUUUCGCGAACUUCCGCGUGACUUUAAAAUUACUUCAUCGAAUGAGGUAACCUGUGAAGUUUUGAUAGCCCAUAAGCUUGUCGUGGCCGUCCAUUGAGUGAACCAAAUUUGGACCUUUUGAAGUAAAAUUACCUGUCUUUCGCUGUUUAUUAAUGCCAACUGGGCCACGGGCCUUUAAACCUUCUGUCUUAUUUUUUUGUGCAUUGCACGAUAGCCUAAUAGCUUGCCAGGACCUUCAAAUUCCUUUUGUAUCGCAUCUCUCACAUCAUCAACUGGUACGUUACUCUGGUUAUAGUGUAUAUUUAACAAUUAUACCAUGAGCUCGAGUCGUACAUGAGCUGAUAGCCGACGAGGUGCGUAGCACCGAGUCGGCGAUCAGCCAUAUACGACGAGAGCGAAUGGUAUAAUUGUUUUAUAAUAUAGUCUAAUAGCCAUUAACUGAAGCAAUAAUUAUCCUCUGUUACAAUGUCUUGACAAUUUGUUCGGCCAAAAACCGCUUGGCCUUGAAAAUUUGAAAUGCUUUUAUUUUAAAACUCGAAGACAAAGUGAAAGAUUAAUGGUUUUAGAACCGGUAUAUCUCACAGAAAUGCUCAGGUAUAUUAUACAGAUGUUUGGUAGUAUAGUAGGUGCUUGUUGACUGCAAAUUCAUUUGUCUUUCGUUGCAAACUUUUCUGAACAAUUUAUAUUUCCAAUGAACAUGUUUUUUUCGCUGUUGUUUCGGUAUUCUUUAAAAAACGUUUAUUUAAACUAAUUUCUAUGUAAUAAAUGUAUUUUGAUAACCUGUCAAAUUUUUUAGAGGGUUUUUCUUGUACUAUUAUCUUUCUCAAAGCGAAUAUUUUUCUUUUUUCUGCUUCGCAAAACUCAUGUAGUUUUUGGACCGCCAUCUUGUUUUUCGGUACUCGCCGUAUAUGAGCUGAUAUACGGCGAAUAAUUCAACCAAUCAGAUUGCGGAACAGCUCAUAUACAGUGAAUGACUGUAUUAUAAAUAUAUAUAUAUAUAUAUAUAUAUAUAUAUAUAUAUAUAUAUAUAUAUAUAUAUAUAUAUAUAUAUAUAUAUAUAUAUAUAUAUAUAUAUAUAUAUAUAUAUAUAUAUAUUUAACAGUUAUUCUACGAACUCGAGUCGAAUAUGAGCUGAUAGCCGAUGAGGCGCGUAGCGCCGAAUCGGCUAUUGCUCAUAUUCGACGAGAGUGAGUGGAAUAACUGUUUUAUUAUAUACACAAGGCCUGAAUUCACAGACUUUGCUUUUCGGGUAUUUUCAAUAUUUAUCUGUUUUGUUUAUGUUUGUAUCUUCGCUCUUUCGGCCGAUUAUUUUUUCAAAAAUAUAUUUUUUAACCAUUUUAAAUUUUAAAAAUUCAUUUGCUAACCUGUAAACAAUUUGUGGGAGUUUUUUCAUUGUGUUUUUAAUCCUGAAAGGGCUAUAAAAAGCGAACAACUUGCCGUUUUCUCGUUCGCAAAACAUUGGAAAUUCAAUUUUAGCCGCCAUUUUGUUUUUCUCUACUAGUAGGAUAUGAGCUAAUAUCCUGCUAGUAGAGAACCAAUCAGAUUGCAGAAUACCUCAUAUCCAGACCUUGUGUAUAUAAUAAAUAUAUAUAUAUAUAUAUAUAUAUAUAUAUAUAUAUAUAUAUAUAUAUAUAUAUAUAUAUAUAUAUUAAGAUGAAAAUGUUCUAGAGUGUGUAUUAUAUAAUUUCCAUACCCAGCGCAAGCAGAAAGAUGUUGUCUGCCGCGGCUGGGUCUCGAACCCGCAACCUUCGAAUUACUAGAUCGACGCUCUACCUACUGAGCUACACGGUCAGACGGAUUUAAGACUGGAAAUUAUGAAAUAUAUACUGAAUGUCAUAAACAUACUCGUUUAUAUUAAUUCAGCAUCGAACAAUACUAGUUCUGCAAGUGUUAUGUUAGUUGUGUAAUUGUACACUCUGUAAUAUGUUAAGAUGAAAAUGUUCUAGAGUGUGUAUUAUAUAAUUUCCAUACCCAGCGCAAGCAGAAAUAUGUUGUCUGCCGCGGCUGGGUCUCGAACCCGCGACCUUCGAGUUACUAGAUCGACGCUCUACCUACUGAGCUACAGUAUAUACAAAUAUAUAUAUAUACAAAUAAAUAAAUCGGUUCUCGUAGGAUAUGAGGAAUUAUUAAGGCCUCGGUUUGUGUUAUCUGAAUCCGGCUUCGGUAGAUAACACAAACCUCUGCCUUAAUAAUUCCUCAUAUCCUACUCGACCUCAUUCAAUAAUUGUUUAAUAUCAUCAUGCUUCUUUCAAUUCAGGAAAAUGAUACACGAGAACUGCUGGCGACUGUAAGUGAAGUGACUUUGGAUAAUGCCUUCCUUCGUGAACAGGUUUUCAUUCGGGAUGAACAAGUACUGAGACUAUCUAGACAAGUACAAGAGUUGCAGGUUAGUUCACGUGAAGGUGCAGAGUGUUGUUUAUCCAACUAAUUAAGACAGCGAUAGUAUUAAUGGGGUAUAACUGGCACCCACAGGGGUAAACGUUUUACGAUCACAGCUAGUACAAAGGCAACCUCGUACCCAGGAUCUUUCUUUGGGAAAGAUCCUGGCUGCGGCUGGUCACGUGCCUCAUCAAAAAUUUAGCGACGGAGGGGGGA